Messenger RNA from Paramuricea clavata, 855 nucleotides. The record is from the annotation of a GenBank genome assembly. NCBI's taxonomy places the organism in Eukaryota, Metazoa, Cnidaria, Anthozoa, Malacalcyonacea, Plexauridae.
AUGGAGAAAUUAUUCAGGAACCAAAAGUUGAAUGUUAGCGUAAGAAUUGUUAAGAGUGAUGAGGAGGUACUGUUUUACGCAAAAGAUGUGGCGGAAUCUCUAGGGUACUCAAACCCUCAAAAAGCUAUCAGAGACAACGUUUGGAAGUCAAAUAAGGCAACGGUGAGAGACUUCCAAAGGGUACCCAGCCAGUUCACCUUGGAAAAAUGUCACCCACAAACAAUUUUACUAUAUGAACCAGGAUUAUACCAAUUAAUUUUCAACUCGAGACUUCCAAUAGCAGAGGCCUUUCAGGACUGGGUAUUCACUGAGGUGCUUCCAUCUAUCCGUAAAACAGGCUCAUACAAAUUACCAGAAUCUGAGCCGCUUUACUGUAAUCAGAUGAGGUUAAUUAACGAAACGGACCUUCAUUAUGCUGUUGUAGAAUAUCUUAAAAAGUACCAUCCAAAGGCUCUAAUUUUACCGGGACUAGGAGAGUACCAGAAUACAUCACAAAAGAGAUGUGACGCCUGGAAAAAAGGAUAUUUAGGUGGACAGCCUGAUAUCACAAUAGUAACUCCAAGUAAUGGUUUUAAUGGAUUCGCAAUAGAACUUAAGACACCAAAGGGCACAGGCGAAGUCAGAAAUAACCAGGUAGCUUGGAUAAGUGAGUUAGGUAAAAUUGGAUUCCAAACAUUAAUAUCUAAUGAUUACACAAGAAUAGUGUUAGAUAUAGAUGAGUACUUUAGGGUUGAUAAGACAAAGAAACUCCUAAAGGAAAUAAAGAAUCUUAAGAUAAAGUGUAAGACUCUGAAGGCUAGUCGAUGUGAGAAAGUUGCAAUUCAAAGAAUUGGUUACACAGUAGGUAAGUACUAG